Molecule: messenger RNA, 2601 nt
Organism: Canis lupus familiaris (dog)
Lineage: Eukaryota; Metazoa; Chordata; Mammalia; Carnivora; Canidae
Gene: PCK1
Product: phosphoenolpyruvate carboxykinase 1
Biological process (GO): gluconeogenesis; cellular response to glucose stimulus; cellular response to dexamethasone stimulus
Cellular component (GO): mitochondrion; cytosol
Molecular function (GO): phosphoenolpyruvate carboxykinase (GTP) activity; GTP binding; manganese ion binding
Source: RefSeq, marked validated
CGGCCUUCCCACUGGGAACGCACGGCUACUAGCAGGAAGAACCGCGAAAAGAAACCCUUGGAUCUCUCAUCGAGGUCAUCCCAAAACAAGAACAGUAGGAAGCCUUGGUGUCCGUGGCCCUUAGCACAACCCUGCAGAAAUGCCUCCUCAGCUCCAGAAUGGCCUCAACUUCUCAGCCAAAGUCAUCCAGGGCACCCUAGACAGCCUGCCCCAGGCGGUGAGAACAUUCGUGGAAAACAGCGUGAAGCUGUGCCAGCCUGAGCACAUCCACAUCUGUGAUGGCUCCGAGGAGGAGAACCAGCAGCUGCUGGAGCACAUGGAGGGACAGGGCAUGAUCAAGAGGCUGCGGAAGCUCAACAACUGCUGGUUGGCUCUCACUGACCCCAAGGAUGUGGCCAGAAUUGAAAGCAAGACAGUCAUCAUUACCCAAGAGCAAAGAGAUACUGUGCCCAUCCCCAAAACAGGCCUCAGCCAACUAGGUCGCUGGAUGUCAGAGGAGGACUUUGAGAAAGCUUUCAAUGCCCGAUUUCCAGGGUGCAUGAAAGGUCGCACCAUGUACGUCAUCCCAUUCAGCAUGGGGCCCCUGGGCUCGCCUCUGUCAAAGAUCGGCAUCGAGCUGACGGAUUCGCCCUACGUGGUGGCCAGUAUGCGCAUCAUGACGCGGAUGGGCACAUCUGUCCUGGAAGCGCUGGGUGACGGGGAAUUCGUCAAGUGCCUCCAUUCUGUGGGAUGUCCUUUGCCUUUAAAAAAGCCUUUGGUGAACAACUGGCCGUGUAACCCAGAGCUGACACUCAUCGCGCACCUGCCCGACCGCAGAGAAAUCAUCUCCUUCGGGAGUGGGUACGGCGGGAACUCGCUCCUCGGGAAGAAGUGCUUUGCCCUCAGGAUGGCCAGCCGGCUGGCUAAGGAAGAAGGCUGGUUGGCAGAGCAUAUGCUGAUCCUGGGCAUAACCAACCCCAAGGGCCAGAAGAAGUACUUUGCAGCAGCCUUUCCCAGUGCCUGCGGGAAGACCAACCUGGCCAUGAUGAACCCCAGCCUCCCCGGGUGGAAAAUAGAGUGCGUGGGCGAUGACAUCGCCUGGAUGAAGUUUGACCAACAAGGUAAUUUAAGAGCUAUCAACCCAGAAAAUGGCUUUUUUGGUGUGGCUCCUGGAACCUCUGUGAAGACCAACCCCAACGCCAUCAAGACCAUCCAGAAGAACACCAUCUUCACCAACGUGGCCGAGACCAGUGAUGGGGGCAUUUACUGGGAAGGUAUUGACCAGGCACUGGCCCCAGGCAUCAGGAUCACUUCGUGGAAGAACAAGGAGUGGACCCCCCAGGAUGGGGAACCUUGUGCCCAUCCCAACUCACGCUUCUGCACCCCUGCCAGCCAGUGCCCCAUCAUCGACCCUGCCUGGGAGUCUCCGGAAGGGGUGCCCAUUGAGGGCAUCAUCUUUGGAGGCCGCCGACCUACUGGUGUCCCUCUGGUCUACGAAGCUCUCAGCUGGCAGCAUGGAGUUUUUGUGGGGGCGGCCAUGCGAUCAGAAGCCACAGCGGCUGCGGAGCACAAAGGCAAGGUCAUCAUGCAUGACCCCUUCGCCAUGCGGCCCUUCUUUGGCUACAACUUUGGUAAAUACCUGGCUCAUUGGCUCAGCAUGGCCCAGCGCCCAGCAGCCAAGCUGCCCAAAAUCUUCCACGUGAACUGGUUCCGGAAAGACAAGGAAGGCAAGUUCCUCUGGCCGGGCUUUGGUGAGAACUCCAGGGUGCUGGAGUGGAUGUUCAAUCGCAUCAACGGGGAGGCGGGCGCCAAGCUCACACCCAUAGGCUAUGUCCCUGAGGACGGCGGCCUGAAUCUGAAAGGCCUAGGUGAGAUCAACACGAAGGAGCUUUUCCACAUCUCCAAGGAGUUCUGGGAGAAGGAGGUAGAAGACAUCCAGAAGUACCUGGACGAGCAGGUUAACACCGACCUCCCCUACGAAAUCGAGAGAGAGGUCCUUGCCCUGAAGCAAAGAAUCAGCCAGAUGUGAUCAGACCCGAGAGCGUCACCUUUCCAAUCAUCCCCUUUUCUAGUCCUUGAGAUGUACCGGGAGCAGGAGGGAGCACGAUGUCCCGAGCGGACGCCGCCUAUCCCACCGUAAUGACCACACUGAUGAGCCGAUUCAUUUUCAAAUGAAAAAUGCUUUCAUUUUUCAGAUCAGACUGCAGAUUCCAGGCUCGUAACUAUGAGAUCAGGAAGGGAAAUCAUAGCAGGUCUCCAAAAUUCACUACCCGAUGCACGUUUGUUCAAUCCUGAGGACACUAGGCAGUUAGGCUUUCCCAUUCUUAUCACUUCAGCUCUAUCAGUUAGCCGGAAUGCACAGAUAAAAUACUUGAGCUGUAUAUAUGGGUGUGUGAGUGUGUGUGUGUGUGUGUACUUCUUGUUAUCUGAGGUGUAUAUAGUACCUUAGGAAAAAUCUUGGGCAAGAUGACCUAGUUGUUGCUAGAAAGAAAUGUUGCUUUAUUAUUAAUAUGUGUGUUUAAAUUAUUUUUAUAUACUCCUGUUACUUGCCUUUACGUAAUUUCAGUGUUUUCCCUGACACUUCUUGGAAAAAUCGCAAAAUAAACUUUUGUAGAAAAGAUG